AUGGCAUCGGAAAGUUCCCCCGCGUCCGUCAAGGAGAUCUGGGAGAAGACCAUCGUUCGCUUCCACGAGCGCACGGGCCAAAAGCUCGAUGGUGUCUCCAGGGGCCCGGAGGAUCUGCGAAGGCUCCUCGACGCGCAUUAUGCUGCACAGGCGGACGAUAAGAGUGUUUCGCAGGCUAAAGCGGUGGGGUUCCAAAUGAUACACUGUAUCCAGCUCCUGGGGGGUAUUGCGUCCCAGGGUGCGUCUAUGGUUUUCGCCCCGGCAGGACUCUGUUUCAACGCUCUCUCCUUCCUGUUGGAUAUUCCCAAAAAGGUUCAUGAGUUCCACGGCGAGAUCGACGCCAUCUUUGCCGAGGUCGGACCGGCUCUGGCACAGUUUCGCAUCUACGAGCGCAUGGAGGAAAGCUCGCAAAUCGACGAGGCUCUGCGACUGUCCAUCUACCAGGUUAUGACGAGUUUUGUGAACCUGUGUGCCGACUGCAUUAAUAUCCAUCACGAGGGCCGAUGGAAGGGCUUCAAGCGCAACGCCAAACGUAUCCUCUUGGAUGAUGGGUCGGUCCGGAGCGAGUUGGCAAAUUUCAAGAAGCUCACCCAGGACCAGCUGAACAUCCAAGCGACUCUGACCCUCGAGGUGGCGGUGGAAACCGGCCAGCACGUCAAGUUUAUGAAGGCCACCACACUCGACAUCGACGCAAACACCAAGGCCAUCAAGAGCGACGUAUCUGGGCUCGUAGAGGCCGAGAACAAGCGCGCCUUGGAUGACAACCGGAAACAAAUUCUGAGUACCAUCAAGAACACCCUUGGGCAGAAGGACGACAGAAUAGCCGCCGUUCUCGAGGCCCGAGAUACGCUGUGGGAGGGCGCUGUGAAGGACAGCGGAAAAUGGUUGAACGAAAUCGACGCAUAUAAGCAGUGGAUCAAUCGAAGCAGUGCAACAGAUUUCUUACUCUUGCUGACUGGUGAAAAUGGAACGGGCAAAUCCUUUCUUGUCUCUGCGAUUGCCCAGGAAAUCAAAUCUGAAAACUUGGCCACAAAAGCAGAGCGCAGCUUGAUUGGAUAUUAUUCCUUCUCCAGGAUAGAGAAAAGAGACAAAGAGGGCGACAGACGACAACCAGAGGCAGCGAUCAAGUCUAUCUGUGUCCAGCUGGCGGACCAGGACAUCGUCUACGCGAGGCGUGUUUCUAGUGUGUGCGGCGAGGCUGGCAAGAAUGAAAAGUACUUCCGAGAUGCCAGCUGUACGGACCUCUGGCUCACCUUGGGAAUUGGAAUGCCGAGCAAAAAUACGACCCAUUACAUCCUGCUCCACUCGGUCAACACGCUCAGCCCGGCAGACCGUGAGCGACUUAUGAGGGCGAUUCAACAACGCGACCAGGGCACGCCCAGCCGCGUUAGAGUGCUUGUCAGCGGCGAGCCAGGAACAUUCCAGGGGGUCCAGCUCUUCACUUCUCCGACGAAGACUAUCGAUAUUACAAAACAUAACAAGGCUGACAUCAAAGCCUUCAUUGUGGAGGAGCUGAAGCGCACGGGUAUCUUCCAGGGCGCAGACGAGGACUCGCAGCGACGGAAAAGGAUGGUCGAGGAACGACUCUGGGCGCGAUCCAACAAUUCCUAUUUGACAAUUCAGCAAGACCUUCGCAAGGUCGAAGAGAUCAUCACCUCGGGUGGCACGGAGGAAGAGCUCAACCGGGUGUUGCAUGAGUCGAGCACGGAUCCACAGGUGCUGGUGCGAGCGGAAAUCGAAGGAUUGGAAGCGAUGCUCAAGGCCCGGGAGAUUGAGGAAAUCAAUGAGCUUCUGAUCUGGGCUGUGGUUGGAGACGAAUCCUUGAUGCUGGAGAAACUGGAAGCGGCCUUGUUCCUCCGCUUCAACACCGUCUCUCUCCAGCCACUCGACAAAAAGAUCACGGGAAAAUACUCCAAGCUCUUUACCUUGAUCUACGGGAAAUACCUGGCAUUGAAAGAUCAUGUUCGAGACUGCGUUGUUGCCCAACGAGACAGGCCCAGACAGUCCGUGGAUGACCCGAAGAUCACGGCCACGAUCAGCAUCACCAACGGAGAUCUCAAGUUAGUCCAGCGCUUCUUCUGGGACUUGAACCACUACUCCUUCCUAGGUGGAUUUGCGUUUCAGCCAGCUUCCGAUCAGACAAACGUAGGCCAGCGGAAGAUCCAGGUGUACGAAGCUGAUGCUCACCUCGAGGUUGUCAAAAGAGCCUUCGAUAUCUUUCUACAACCGGUGGUCGAUGAAAGGGGCAAGUCACUGGGUCCGUACCUGAUGCGCUCCAUCACAACCCAUCUCAAGGCCCUGUCUGAGGUAACUGGGCUGGACGAGCUGCAGCCCGCAGAUAAGCAGUUCAUUGGAUCGCAUGUCUACGAGAUGUUCAACGAGGGUGAUCUCAUCGAGCGGAAUUGGGAAUUCUGCUACUCGGUCCUCUGGUACGAGCGUAAUGACGAGAUGGAGAUCUUCUGGGAGUGGUUGGAUGACCCUGUGGCCAUCGCUGGCCUAGGGCCUCGGGACAAACGAUGGCUAGCAGAUUUAAAGAAAUUCGAACAUCGCAACUCGAGUCUAUUGACUCCGAUCAUGACCAUGGUUGCUCGGAAUUGGCUACAGAAAACCGAAUGGCACGCCUACGAGGCAUUCAGAUGGAUCAGGGGAUUCCUGACUUUGGGCGCCGAACCACAGCAGGAGGAUCAGACCGGAGUGGCCGAGCAGGUGGAGAACUCGGACAACGGAAACGGGCGAAUUAUCAUAUAUGACAACGAUUCAGACUUGGAAAAGAUCCUCAAAGCUGAGCAGUGGUGCAAGCAGUCCUUGGGUGUCACCGAAGUGGACUACACAUGGUGUAUCCGAUUAGGUGAUACCUAUGCUGACGUGCGCGAGUAUGACGCUGCGAGCGAGCAGUACAAGAAGGUGGGAAGAAUCUCUCGCUCCGCGCAGAAUCGGCAGUGUACUAACCUGGGACGACAGGCUGCCACAAUUCUCCAGGCUCAAGACCCCAUCAACAAGGAGCAGCUGCGAGAUGUGUUCAAAACUCUCGGUGAAUUUGCGACCGACCCCGAACGUGCCUUGGAGUAUCUGAAAGAAGCCGCCAAGCAGGAUGAAGAAGACGUGGAAAUCCUCUGUGCGAUGCUCCAGAAAUAUAUAGCCAGCAAAAAUGAGGACGAGGCGCGGUCCAUCAUCCAGAAAGCUGUUACCGAGAGAGUCCCAGGCACGCAAUCCACCUUGUUGAUGUCCAUGCUGGCAACAGCUCUGAGCAAGGAGAACGAGAUUGACAUGUUGGCCAUAUUCAACGCAGUCUUUUCGGUCGUCUCUUCUUCCCCGGAACUGCGGGCAGUCUUCCAACAUGAGAUGGAGGUAGCAAUUGAGACUGCGCGGACGGAAGGCAAGAACGAGGAGCUUGCGAUUCUGCUAUUCCAGCUGGCCAGUGCUAGACACUAUCUCCACAAGGACUCUCCCGAGCAAUUAGCCAACGCCGCAGGUGAUCUGCGCGAGUGUUUGGACACCAUUCGGCAGAAGGUCGCUUCGGAAGACCGAGAUCGGCUUGAUUUCGUCAAACAAAGUGCGGUUGACCGUCUCAGCAGGGUCUGCCUCGACCGGGCCAUGCAAACGGACGGAGAGGAAUCGGAGGCAGACGUGGAGAGAUUACGACAGAUUCACAGGGAUGACCCUGCUGCCAAAGGCCCCAAGUCGGCGCUUGCAUCACUGUACACGUUCAGGGGACAGAGGGACAAGGCUGGUGACAUCUUCCGGGCCGAUAUAGUAGAAGCAUUCAACAUUCUGGCUGAUGAUAACAUCUUCAAUGAUUUAGACGGAUUCAUGGCGCUUCGUACCCUUCUGAACUGCACUGGGGAUUAUGAAAAUGCACUGCGAGCUGCAUUGCUGCUUCCGGAGUUACGGUUCGAUGACACAGUCCUCAAAAUGCUUCUUGCCCGAGAGGGGCCCUCUAUGGAAGCAGUCAGCGAGGAACUAGUCCGGUUCUAUCACCGGGAGUGUCCAGACACAGACAAGCACUGGGAAAAUUUUACUAAGGUCUGGAAAGAAGUCAGCAGAUUAGCAUACGAAGCAGAUGUUCUUAGCGAGAGGGCCGCUUGCUUAGAUCGGGUCCAAAAGAUCCUUGCAAAACUCGAGAGAGGGAUUGACUGCUUGCUCCCUUGCAAUACCUGCAAUCGGUACUGGGACUAUGACCGCGGUCUUCAUGCCUGCAAGUAUUGCUACAAUGUGUUCCUCUGCAAUGGCUGCUGGGACGAGCUGAGGUCAGGCAAAGCAGACAACGCUUUUAUAUGCAGCAGUACACACGACUGGUAUGAGUUACCGCCAUGGACGAUGGAGAAGUAUUUCCGUGCCUGUGAAGGGUUGGUUCUCAUGAAGACUGACAAUGGAGGCGAGGAGUUGGUCUCCGUUUCAAAAUGGCUGGGGACGCUGUGCGAGGAAUGGGGGCUGUCCAAGGCCGACUGGAAUUUUGAGUAG
Messenger RNA from Aspergillus fischeri NRRL 181, 4461 nucleotides. RefSeq lists its product as uncharacterized. The transcript has 3 exons. Gene Ontology annotation, molecular function: protein binding. The coding region runs from base 1 to 4461 and encodes 1486 amino acids. The record is from RefSeq and is a predicted model, not a curated record. Lineage: Eukaryota; Fungi; Ascomycota; Eurotiomycetes; Eurotiales; Aspergillaceae.